AUGACAGAACCAUCGAAUUAUUGGCUUUUUAGACCAGCUACUCCAACACCAUCAAGUCCCUUGCAGUCGUCUACUAGUGUUGGGGGACCAUCUAAUACUAGUCCCUAUUCUACCUUUGGUUUUACCUCUCAUUCAACUCGCAAUCAAGGUUUAGAAGCGAAACGUGAUUUGGUAAAAGUCAAAGUCAACAACCCUUUGAGUGCUCUGUCUGCUUCACCUGACCAAACGCGUGUCGUAGUGGGUGGUCACCAAGUGCUUAAAACAUAUAGAGUAAGUGAAAAAGGAGUUAGAGAGGAAGCAAAUCUUAAAUAUAAACAAUACAUUCAUAAACAAAGCAUUAGUGACGUAAAAUGGGGAAAUCAAUAUUCCAAAAGUAAAAUAGCAGCAGCAUCUAAUAAUGGAUAUAUUCAAUUAUGGGAUGUUGGAGGUGGCAAGGGAAAAUUGGAUAGAACAAUUGACGAACAAGGAAGGGCGAUUAAUAAAAUUUGCUUUAAUCCGAUGCAAGGAAUUCUGAUGUUGUGCGCUUUCCAAGAUGGAUUAAUACAAAUGUGGGACUUGAGAGAUCGUGUACGUCCAAAGAUCACGUUUAAUGGCAGAGCGAAUAGUGCACGAGAUGUUCAGUUUCAUCCAUCCAAUUCAAAUGAAUUUAUAGCAGCAUUCGAUAAUGGAAUGAUUCAGAAAUGGGAUAUCCGGAAACCCAACAACUACGAAAGAAGAUUAUUUGCUCAUGCUAGUUCAGCAUUAACAGUAGAUUGGCAUCCUGAUGGUAAUAAGGUGGCGAGUGGUGGAGUUGAUAAAAUAAUCAAAAUAUGGGAUAUAAACUCGGACGAUAAUAAGCCUACCGAAUUCAUUCCGUGUAUUUCUGCCGUUGCGCGUGUUCAAUGGCGACCAAAUCAAGUUGACGAAAUCGCAUCGUGCUCAUUCAACAAAGAUAAUCGUAUUUUUGUAUGGAACAUAAAGCGACCGUAUAUAGCGAGUUACUUCUUUGAUGAGCAUGAAGAUAUUCCAACUGGAAUUUUAUGGCAUGAUUCUCAUGUAUUAUGGUCGUGCUCAAGAGAUAAAACUUUCAUUCAACAGGAUAUAAGAACGAAUUCUCAUCGCCAAAUAGAUUUGCUAAAUAAAUGUGGAAUCGGGUGGAAUGUUUAUGACGAGUUAGCCUUUGCAAUUGAUAAACCAGCGGCAGAUCUAAAUCAAAUUCGGAGAUCUCCAAGUGCUAGCGAUUCUGGUAUUGUGGAGCCAGAAAUACGAUCACAACAAAAAACGGGCGUUUCUUUUAUGACAAUGUUUGAUUACGAGUCUUUUAAAUAUUUGGCGGAAAAUUAUAUGAUUUCAACCGAUGAUAUUUUGAAUACGUGUCAACAUAAUGCAAAAAUUGCAUGGGAAGCCCAAAAAUUUCGUACUUCACAGACGUGGAAAAUCGUUCAAUUACUGUUCAGCAAUGAUACACUUGAUGAGGAGGAAAAGAUCAUCACUAAUAGUGACAACAAACAAGUCAGCAAAUGUAUCACCGAAAAUUUCUAUAAACAUGUUGAUCUCCCUAAAGAAAAAGUAUUAGAUGGCAUGCAAGAAAAUGAAGAUUCUUUAUCCGAAUCGGAAGAAAGUGACGAAUUCGUUACAGAUGAAAAUAGAGAAAAGGAAAACGUUCCUGCGACUCAACAACCACCACCGCCAAAUCUUAUAAAAAUGACUAGUAAAUUGGUGCAACAGACACUUAAAUCGGCAGUUAGACCUAUAUGGAAUCAUGAAUCGAGCAUGAACAGUCUAUUGGAAUAUUACGCAGAACAAGGAGAUGUGCAAAUGUGCGUUACUUUAGUGCUCGUUCUUGAUGAAAGAUUGAAUGUGGAUAAAGACACUGUAGAAAGAUGGAUAUUUUCGUAUAUUGAACUUCUCCAUCGAUUUCAACUUUGGAUACCUGCCUCUGCGAUAAUAUCAUCAUGUAAAAUACCUUCUGUAAGAGAGAAAAAUCAGGAAUCCACAACUAUCUAUACUACAUGCAACAAUUGUUUCAAACCCAUAAUAAAUUCACACAAUGGUUUCUGGAUAUGUGAUAAAUGUCAAAAGCUCCUGAAUCCAUGCUCAAUAUGUCAUCGAAUAGUUAAAGGUCUAUACUCAUGGUGCCAGGGAUGUGGACAUGGUGGCCAUUUAGCGCACAUGCAAGAGUGGUUUCAGAAAAAAUCAGAAUGUCCAACUGGAUGUGGUCAUUAUUGUGCAUAA
Ambispora leptoticha is the source of this 2214-nucleotide messenger RNA. The record is from the annotation of a GenBank genome assembly. NCBI's taxonomy places the organism in Eukaryota, Fungi, Glomeromycota, Glomeromycetes, Archaeosporales, Ambisporaceae.